This is a messenger RNA of Myxocyprinus asiaticus (Chinese sucker), 4054 nucleotides long. RefSeq names its product ras and Rab interactor 2-like. NCBI's taxonomy places the organism in Eukaryota, Metazoa, Chordata, Actinopteri, Cypriniformes, Catostomidae. The coding region runs from base 628 to 2934 and encodes 768 amino acids. The record is from RefSeq and is a predicted model, not a curated record. Gene Ontology annotation, molecular function: guanyl-nucleotide exchange factor activity; small GTPase binding. The transcript is spliced from 13 exons. Gene Ontology annotation, biological process: vesicle-mediated transport. Gene Ontology annotation, cellular component: cytosol; endocytic vesicle.
ACAUCAUCAAGAGUUUGUCACCUAAAGCGGAUACUCUAAACAUUAGUGUGGCAGAAAUUGCUUAAACAUUUAAUACAUCACAAGAGUAAAACUGACUCUGACUGUAGGUGACGUGUCUGAAUGCAAGAAAGAUUCAUAAUGAGGAUUGAGUUUGAAAUGUCCAACACAGAGAGUUGUAGUGGGCGGUAGGUGUUUGGAGCAACUUUCUGAGAUGUUUCAGAGUCUUUCCUUCAUGUAAGAAGCCAUGUUGAAGAUUCACCACAUGGAGAAAUUGUGAAAAAAAAAUGUAUGCAAAGUGAUGUCAUACAAUUGCAGUUUAUGGUGACCACCUCUUCAAGCUUCAAAAGAAUGCAAACAUGUCUGAAGAGUUUGUAGUUGAAGUAUUGAUGCAUUUCUAUGCCCAGCCUUAUUUUAUUUUUUAACGGAGUACUCAGAAAUCAAACAGAAACAUAGAGGAGGCUACAGGCAGCCACAGUCACAUCGUGUCCUAAUCUGAUGGCAAACGACGUGCAAUAAAAGACAUCAAUAAGAUUGCAACAGCAUAGCUUGAAUGGAGGAUAUUAUGCCUGCGUGGCUGUCCAAUCAGAUUUCCUGAACUGGCCCAGGGGCCCUUCUGUUGGACCAAUCAUGAUGAGAGAAUCACAAGAUGAGUCCCAAACCAGUGGCAUCAGAGAAAGUUCUGCUAGCACGGUACCCAAUGGUGUCUCCGGAGGCAAGCUAAAAACUCUGAAUCUGCUGCAUGGCUUACGCUUGUGUCAGGAUGCCUGGGCACCCACGAGCCCCUGGGAUAGACAUGGGGCGCACACCGCUCUAUGGGGCAGACCUGCAGGGAGUUUCUUGGUGGUCCAGGGUUCUUCCUCCGAAGACCAGCUGCUGUGCGUGUCUGUUGAGGAUGAUGGUGAGCCAGUCAAAGACUUCACAAUCUUUGCCACUGGAGCAGCUGUUCGGCUGACAUCAUCUCACCUGGUGUUCCCAGAUCUCUUUCAACUGCUGAGUUUCUACACUCUGAGCAGGGAUGUGUUACCUGUCUGUUUACUGGUUCCAUCAUGGGUUUACACCCUUAACAGUUUACCAGACAAUCUCGUCCUUCCACCUGGUCCAAAAGCUUGGCUGUGUUCGUCCUCAGAUCCACAGGUCAGCAGUAUGACUCCAGGAACACCAGGCGCAGAGAAAAUGUCAGAAACUGUCAUGUGCACUAUACAGCUUACAGCCACCAGUGGUGCACUGUGCUUCAUCAAUCCUUUGUACCUGCAUGAGCAUGGCGAUGAUUGGCUGACUCAUUCUUCAACCAGCCCACAUCUUGCCAGUCGUCCCGUCAGCUUGAGGCGGGAGAGGCGAUUAAGCACCACAAGAGCAUGGGAUGGGAGGGGACUAAAACAGAGGCCAACCUCCCUAGGCGAGGAGAACUCCAGCAGUUUUGACCGUGACAGAGGAUCAUUUGAGGAGAGUCCCGGGUCUCCAGCUUCCCCAGGUGGAGUUGUGCUUCGCAGAGGAAGUUGUUCCAGCCAACAAGACCCCCUCAGAAGGGCAAGUGCAGACUCCAUCCACAGCCCUCUUCUUCAGUCACCACAUCGUGUGUCAUGGAUAGAGGACAAGAUAUGGCUGAACGCACCAGCUCCUACCUCUCUGCUUCACCCACCCUGCUUAGAGCUGGACUCUCUGUCAGUUAGUAGUAUGGAGGAGGAGCCUGAACCAGCCAUGAGCCCUUCCCCAUCCCAACACCUGUCACGCCUCCCUUUGGCAGAUAAGGUGAAGAACCGGCUCUCGGCAGUGGGUCAUGCUCUGGGUGGUCUUGUGUCGCCACAGCGACGACUGGAUAAACGUGUUCAUGAGAUGGCGGAACGUAAGGGUGGGGCUUUUGCAGAGGCUGUCAGGGGAUUUGUAGAGCAAACUCUUGCAGGUGGGACCACUCCUGGGGUGACCUGCACUGAGAUGCUACAAGAAGUGCGUUCAUCUCUUACUGCUCUAAGGGAAACCCUGUUUGAUUACCCAGAGAUCCAAAGCAUCACAGACAGCCUCGGAGAUACACCUGAUUUUGAACUUGAUGCUAUGUUGGAGCUUGCCCUACAUAAAGUAGCUCUGAAGCCAGUUUACGCUCAUCUGUACGUGUGUCUAAAGACAGCGCGCAGGGAUGAUGGCACUCUGCAGCGUUUAGAGGCCAACAAAAGCAUGCUGGAGAAGCGCAGCCUGGAGGAACUGGAGGGUGCAGCAGGUGCCGGGGUACCUGAUGCUAUCAUGAUGGAGAAGAUCCAGCAGCGCUGGACCGUGAUUCAUGAGACCUACUCACCCAGUAAAAAAGUUUACACCCUGCUCAAAGUCUGCAAGAAUAUCUACCAUAGCAUUAAUGCUAAUGCUAAACCUGGUGUGGUUUUCGGGGCAGAUGACUUCCUGCCGUGCCUGACGUGGGUAUUGCUGCGUAGUGAUGUAGCUACACUGCAGAUUGACACUGACUACAUGAUGGAGCUGCUGGACCCCACACAACUACAAGGAGAGGGUGGGUACUACCUUACAUCUCUCUAUGCUGCCCUUUUUUACAUCAGCAGUUUCAGGCCUCGUCUAGCAAAGCGGCAACUCAGUGCAGAAGCACAAAAGUCUCUCAGUCAAUGGCAUCGCAGACGCACUCUCCACUGUAACCAAUCACGUGGCAGCAAAAAUCGCAGGACCAUACGGAGGCAUGGGCCAGCAAAGUCAGACUGUGCCGAAUCACAGGAAGAGAAAUCUUUGAAUGAGAGCACAAAUUCCGGCACGCCAGUCACCUCUAGUAUGCAGGAAACACUGCAGUGUUUAGAUGAAGAGUUAGAGGUUGUAAAGGAGGAAGAAGAGGGCAGCUCAGAUGAGGAACAAAUACAAUUACUUGAGGCAUUGUACCUCACCAAUCCUAAAACAGAUGAUGAUGGGAGAGGUGCUGGGGUGAGCUGGAAAGAAGACGACUGAAAAUAACUGCAUUCUGAGAGAAUUAGCAAACAUUAUCAAAGAACUUACCUCUCUCUGGUCUGGACUUAAUUAUAAGUGAAGCUGGCUAAGGAGUUUUGCGUUCCUUAAACAUUUAAAAACCGUGUCUUGCAUACUAACAUUAAUGUUUAAAAACUGAUUUAACAUAAUGCACACAAAAGCACAGAGUACUCUGUCAUAAUUAAUGUGUACUAUACAGCCUCUGUCAUUUUCAUUGUAGCCACUAGGAAGAACUAUUGUACAUGUUUGUCUAUACAUUUAUUACCAAGAACAUCAAAGGUUUUGUUUAACAUAACAGAAGGGUUCUUAUACCAUUGUUGUAGUUUGUUUUAGAAAAGGUUGAUUUUUAUUAUUAUUAUUAUUAUUAUUAUUAUUUAUAUCCACAGUGUAUUGUAAUUUAAAUGCUGGAGUUUUUUUUUGUUUUUGUUUUUUUAAGACAGCAGUAGACAGGUGCAUCUCAAAAAAUUUGAAUAUCGUGGAAAAGUUCAUUAUACAUAAAGUGAAAUAUUUCAAGCCUUUUUUUUUGUAAUCUUGAUGAUUACGGCUUACAGCUCAUGGAAAUCAAAAAUUCAGUAUCUCAGAAUAAAGAAUUUAUAAUAUAGAAAUGUCGACCUUCUGAAAAGUAUGUUAAUUUAUGCCCUCAAUACUUGGUCGGGGCUCUUUAUUCUUUAUUCCAAUAUUUUGAGAUACUGGAUUUUUGAUUUCCAUGAGCUGUAAGCCAUAAUCAUCAAGAAUACAACAAAAAAAGGCUUUAAAUAUUUCACUUUAUGUGUAAUGAAUCUAGAAUAUAUGAAAGUUCCACUUUUUGAAUUAAAUUAUGGAAAAAAUUAACUUCCACGAUAUUCACAUUUUUUUGUCAUGCAGCACAAAUCAUUUGUGAUGUCUCAUCUUUUUAUUGAACAGAUAGCUCUGGCUCGCACUUUCUGUACAUAUUAGUCAGCUUAGACUUAAUAUAUCAUGUGAAAGAUUAAAAUUAGAGGAUUGCAUGUAAUAAUUCACUUGCUUUUUUACACUGCCUCACAGCACAAACAAACUGUUUAAAUUAACUUGUAGUUUAUUGUAAAUGGUGUGCAUAACCACAUAAAAACAUUGUUAAUACAUG